AUGGAACUGACUUCGGUGCUCAUUGAGGGAGUGAGUUUUGUUUCAUUUAUUUGAUUUCACAAUGAGUCCUGUAUUUCCAAAGAAAGUUUUUGUUUUUUUUUAACUGACAGAAGAUGAAAAAGCAGAACAUUUCUUUAGUCAACUUUUAGCGGUAUUAUUUUCAAGAAAGAAAUAAAUUUCCGUUAGCCUCGAUAUAGAAGCUUUUUUUUUAGAAGCUUUCACUAAUCGGAGAUUUGAUGUGAGGAAUUUCCAAAAGUCGAUAGCCAUGAACUGUUGGGCGUGAGUUUUUGUCGCGUGGAGAAAGAGGGCGCUGUUUUGAUGGCUGCGAGAAGAGGAACACCGAUUCUUUCCACCGUCGGCACUUACUGUUUGCUCAAAUCUUUUGCUUCUCUCCACGCUCUCCACAUUCGAGUCUAUUCCUAAUAUAAAGCUCUUUAAAUAUCAGAAUAAUUAGUGUGACAUAGAGAAAACGUUAUAUAGUCCCACAUCAUUCUCUGGAGAUGAUCAGAGAGACCUUUUCACUCUUGUAAUCUUUGAGGGAUACUAAUGUGAGAGUAAAUCAAGAACUUAUCGAAAAAUCACGGCGGUUUUCAUAAUUACUGUUCUCUGAACCUUUCUCGGGUCCUCUCGCGUCCUUCAUCCCGUGUUUGUAUUGUAGCUGGCGGGAAUGUGCAGCGAGAAGGAAAGAUCGGAAAGCAAAGAAAACCGUUGUCAGGCUUUCGACCUUUUUCGGCCCGUUGUAUCAUUUGUUUCUGUCUUUGAGGUCAAAGUCAUCUCUCAUAUAUUUUCUGAUAGCCGAAUCAAACCGUCUCCCACGUUCAAAACACUCCUUUUAUGACUAGGCGAGCGUAUCGAUUGAUUUCACUGCUCUGCUAGUUUGGACGGUUUUUGCUACUAAAGAUACGGGCUGCUUUUUAUUGCUUUUUGAGUCAUAUAAAUCCUAAAAAAAUAUUUGAUGAAUUUAAAUUGAAAUAAAUUCGUUCAUGCCGAUUGCUGAAGAAAAAAAAAGUACCCUCAUUACAUAUUUUUCCAUGUUUUUUUUUACAAUUUCAGCGGAUGUGAUUUCGUUUGUUGCAUUUUUUUUUUUUAAACCUAGAUUAAUCUCAAAAUGAAGCCAGAGUCGAGUCGAUCUUCAUUCAAAUUUUAGAAAACCUGAAGUUAAAAGCUUUGCCACGUCACUUUGAAUCGUGUGCCUUUUUUUCAAACGACGUGAAAUGUAUCCUUUUUGAACUUUUUGAUGUUAGAAAAAAAUUGGUGUUUUUUCAGAAGCUGGAUCCGGAAAAUCUUUUCACGAAGCAAGAGCGGAUAGGCCGCGGCUCUUUCGGCGAGGUCUACAAAGGCAUCGACAACACGACGGGACAGGCGAAUCUCCCUCUCCUCCAUUCAUUUCAUCUCAGAAUUUCAGGUCGUCGCCAUCAAGAUCAUCGACCUCGAGCAAGCUGAGGACGAAAUCGAAGACAUCCAACAAGAAAUACAGGUUCUAUACACGUUUUUUCGGGUUCAAAAAUCAAUGGGUUUUAUUAUUAUAGUAUACUAUAGUAUACAUAUAGUAUACUAUAACAGUUCUAAUUAUUUUAAACAUCAGUUUUUCAAGGUUUUAGUCUCGUUAGUCUUAAAGGGAUCGUGAUAAAUUUUUUUAGGUUUUCGAAUUUUUCGAGAAAUUAUAACUAUUCGAUUUCAAACUUAUCUUCCCACUUUUUCUUGUUUUUCUGGUGUUUCCCGACGGCUCUUAACUUUUUUCAUUCAGGUUCUCAGCCAAUGCGACUCUCCAUAUGUGACCAAGUAUUUCGGCAGUUACUUAAAGGUUGAAAAAUCCUCUUGUUUAAAGCACUCCAAAUUGUUUCAGGGAUCAAAGUUAUGGAUCAUUAUGGAAUACUUAGGCGGAGGAUCCGCGCUCGACCUGACUAAGGUUUUUUUUUUGGCCUCUGACUAUUGAAAUUUUUGUUUUUGCUGUUCCGCCAAGUAAUAAGUAAAUCUUUUCUUGCGACGCAAAUGGGAGCCGAUUAUUCUCAUAUAAGAAAGACCGGAAAAAUUCAUGAUAUUUUGUGCUAAAAAGAAAUAAGUCACGUUGACCUUGACCGAUUAGAAAAAAAUAAUAAAAAUCUUAAAUUUGUUUUUGAGAAUUUCUAUCUAGAGGUGAAUUAGAUUCGAUUGACGGUUUUUUUAUUGAAGUUUUCUGUUUUUUUAUAACGCACUUCAAGUAUCAUAUAAAGGUUUUCCUUGCAAACUGUUCAUCAGUUCAUUUCCAGUGAGAACCAUCUCGAAAAUAAGUAACCCGAUAAAAACUUUUUUUUUUCAAUUUUUAAAGUCUCCUGCUAAAUGAUAUAAAAAUUAAGAGAAAAGAAAAUAGGAAAGUUCAAUAGAACAGAAAAUUUAUUAUGACGAAAAUAUUGCAGAGCGGGAAGUUGGACGAAAGCCACAUCGCGGUCAUAAUCAGAGAAAUCCUGAAAGGCCUCGAAUAUCUUCACGGCGAGAGGAAAAUUCACCGCGAUAUCAAAGGUUUUUGAAUCAAUUGCGUGUCUUGUGCCAUUAUGGUCAUUUUAGUGUGAAUUUCAGGAUUUUUUUUAACGUAUUUGCCCGAAUCCUUCCAAAGGCUUAGAGAAAUAUUCCAUAUAGUCGCAGUUUGCGCAAACUUUUCGCGUUAGAGAUAUAAAUUUUCGAAUUUUGCAUUUAGCACUAGAAGUCCAGAGCUAUGAAACUUCAGAAUUUCCAUGUAGAAAACGAGAAAUUUGCGCAGACAUAAGCAAUAUAAAUCCUAAACGUCGGACAAAGUUUGAACAAACUUUCAGAAGGUCCGAAAAUCCCACUAAUGUAACCUCCUUUGUUCGCGCGAAAAACUUUUUUCUUAUACUCACUUGAACAUUGAAUAUCUUCUUGGAGUUUUCCAGUACAUUUCAAAAAACUUUCUCGAUGGUCUGCGAAAGUACUUGACGGCGAUGAUACUACUUUUUCUGGAUCGAAAUGUUUUUGUUGAAUCGACUCCAAAAAACGGGGCUGAAGUUGUUGUUUUUUUCCUGAAAUAGGUUUCCGAAGCUUUCAAUAGCUUUUAAGUAUCUUUCUUUCUAUUUGAAACUUCUAUUGAGUUUAUAAUAAGAAUACAGUACUUAAAGUUGAUUUUUCUUUCAUGGAAGGGAGUUUUGGUAUAUUUAUCGUUUGUAUUUUUUUCAAAAAAAAAAAAGCGAAUUCCCUCAUUUUAGUUUUCCGAAAUAAGCAAGAUUUGAAAUAAAAUUUAAAAAUCUAUAGAUAGUCAAUGCCCACUCUUCAAAAGUUUUUUUUUUCUUCUUUUUCUUUUUUUAAUAACUUUUUUGCACGUUUUUCAUCUUUAUGUCCAAAUCUCGCUCAUAAAUCCAUUUUCUUCAUUUCACACAAGUUAAUAAGGGAAAUCCUACGUUUUUACGGUUGAACUCUAUUCAGGUGCCAAUAUUUUGCUACACCCAAAUACGGCGGCGGUGAAAAUCUGUGAUUACGGCGUAGCGAAAUGCCUGGAAACGGCGCAAAAAGCGAAUACUUUCGUGGGGACGCCAUUUUUCAUGGCGCCGGAGGUGAUCCUCGGGAACUACAGUCUCGAGGUGAACGCUGUCCGUCGAGUCGCUCUAUCUUCAGUCUUCCUUUCCCUUUUGGCUUCGCUUCUCUUUCUUGAGCAACUUUUCGUCAUUUACCCUUUUUCCUUGGUCUGAAACGACUUGAUUUGCUAUUAAGUGUUGUCUCCACCGGACGUUUUCAGCGUGAUUUGGUUUUUGUAUCGAGCUGUUUUGAAUUGGUUUGUCAGAACAUGAGAUGGGCUGUUAAAUUUAAUUUUGAUUUUAUCUAAUUUUGAAUGAGUUGCAAUUAGGGAUUUGCGGAAAACUGGAUUCAGUCCUUAGUGACGAGUUUUAAUACAAAAGAAAAAUACAAGUUUUAAUGUUCUUUUAAAAAAAUUAGUUUAUUGAAUCUAGCAAUUGCAACGUUCAUAGUUGCUAUAAUGUCUUCUACAUUCUAUAUUCUGCUUUUCACUCGGAAACGGCUGGUAAAAGACAGAUUUCAUGGGUUUGUGCCGUAAACAACAAAAAAAAGUUUUUUUCCUCCCCUGCAGCAUCGCCAUACCAUCCCGAUGUUACGAAAAUAGAGUGCUUGAAAUCGAAAGAUCGGUUCAAUGUGCACUUCAGAACUCAUCAUAUUUCCCUUGUUUUGUGAGACGUUUACCGAGCAUUCAAUUAAAUGAGGAUAAUUUCCGAGUAAAUAAAUAACUAAACGAACAGUUUUCCCAUUUGCUGCUCCUUCUCAGUGUUACUAUCCAAUGUCCACCAACUUUCCCCUCUUUUCAGCGGCGAAUGUGCUGGUCAGCGAACACGGAGACGUGAAAGUGGCCGACUUCGGCGUGGCUGGACAGCUCACAGAGACGGUCAAAAAACGAAUUACUUUCGUCGGAUCGCCUUUCUGGAUGGCGCCGGAGCUGAUCAAACAGGCCAGCUACGACUACAAGGUCCGGAAUUUUUCCCCGUGUUGCUUCCGCUAGUUUUCUUUGUUAUUGCGAGAUUUUCAUACAGUUCUCCUACAUACAAAUAAUGCGUUUUUUUUCUCAUUUCUUCUUUUUUUCCAUGCUGUAUCGCAAUUCGAAUGUUGAAGGACAUCAGGGCAAUCGAAACUUUUUGAUGUUUUUGUUUAAAUUUUGAAAAAGCUUCUUGGAGAAAAAACUAUUUGGAAACAGCCCCAGAGAACUAAAGAAGGAACUGAGGAAAUAGAGUUUCCGUUUCUGAAAGAUUGUUUUGUGACAAGUCUAUUUUUUCAACAAUAAAGGGUUUCUCGAGAUGGAGCUGAGUUUUCAGGCGGAUAUCUGGUCGUUGGGGAUUACAGCGAUCGAACUGGCGAACGGGGAGCCGCCACACAGUGACCUCCAUCCCAUGCGCGUCCUCUUCCUCAUCCCCAAGAAUCCGCCGCCGACGUUGACGGGGCCCCAAUGGUCGAAGCCGUUCAAGGAGUUUGUCGAGUUGUGUCUGAACAAAGAUCCAGAAAACGUAAUUCCGGCCACAUAAUCAAUCUGAUUCCGCCGUUCAGAGACCUACUGCCAGCACCCUUCUGAAACACCCUUUCAUCAAACGAGCCAAGAAAAACAGCAUUUUGAUUGAACUCAUCGAACGCGCCGCUGAAUACAGGUUUCCAUUCUUUUUUGAGCAGAAUAUUUUUAAAAGAAAAAAAAAAUCGUGCUUAUGAAUAAGUUCAAUCUAAUUGAAAACAUAAUACAAUUAGAUGAAUUUUGGUUUAUUGCAAAAAAGCUUUUCAAAACUUUUCUAAAAAAAAAGUCCCUUUUGAAAAAUUUUUUUUUGUAGUUUUGAGUUGUUUGAAUCGCUUGUCUAUAAUUUUUUUAAUGUGUGUUUCUACGUGAAUAUAAAAAUAAUCUUCCUCUUCUGUUCACAGAAAAAUAUUUUGAACUAUUUUUUCUGAAACUCGAUCGGUUUAAAGAGCGCGGACGGGAGUUUCGAGCGACAGCGACUUGGACGAAGACUCGGACGGCGGCGGCGCCACCAAUUGGGACUACCCGACAGUCCGCGGCGAAAAGAUUGAGAACACGGUCAGGCCUCGGACUGAACGAGCAAGGCCACCAGUCUCUAACGUGACGCCACGGUCCAGGGCCGACAGCCUUAGUCCUGGUGGCACCAUCGUCAAGGUUUGUCCUCAGUCUUCGGAUCAAUCAAAUAAUCGUCUUUUAGGGCUCUCCUGGCAUCUCAGCCGUCGCUGAACAUCUCCGAAACACCUCCCUCGCUUCUUCGUCGUCCGGCUCUUCUCAGGGAUCCUCAGGAAGUCGCAGCACUUUCUCGACUAACGGAGGUCCUCAAAAUGGUGGUGCUACAACCAUUACUCUUGGAAGUCCGACGGGUAGUCUCGUGAGUUUUUAUUUCUUCUCUGAAAACUGGCAGUUAGGUUCGAGUAGACCUAGGGAAACAGGUCGAAGUUUAGAAUUCUACGCUUGCCAAAGUCCAAAACACGACUUCUGGUCUUCGAAAUUCGCCGCCGUCAUCCUCAAACUCGACUGUGGACAGAUCUCUCGACCGCGGUCGUGCGGCCAGCGCGAGAGUUGCGGAUUCGGCUGCGCUGAGUUACGAAAAUGGCGUCGGCGUUACUUCUAGCAGGCAGUAUGGAAGUGGAGGACGAAGCUUUGAGAACGAGGUUCGGUCUACUUUCGUCUAUUCAAUCUCCAAUAUUAACCCUCAUCCGGUGGAGUAGCGUCAUGUGCAUUUGAAUGAACUAUCCCAAAUUUGGCUCGAAAUAUUUGUAUAAUAAUUUUCGCUCUCAUUCUUAUCGAAAAUAUCAAUUAAACCUUUUUUGAAAUUUUUUUUGCAGAGUUUCUGCCAUUUUAGAGCUGAUUUACAGUUUUCGGCUCAAACCAGACAAGCGGACAAUGGAUCUGGGGGAAGAACUGGCGCCUAUGGAAGUCCCGUGAGAUUCGGACAGCAGCCGAACCGUGACGCGAGUCCAGCGCCGCCUCAAAGAAAGGUACGCGAGUUGACGUCGUCGCGAACCUCGUCUGCGACUUCAGGGCGCCCUCGACUACAGUCUGCUGCCGGCGUUGGAGCAGUUGGCGCGAACCCGGCACGCGUCGGCUGCACUCGACUCCUUGCGAAGCGCGUUGCGAGAGGCCGAAUCCGCCUCGCCUGGUCUCUGCAACCAACUCGUCGAGGAGAUCGUCAAACGGAUAGCAUAUCCACAGGUUCACAUAAAUUCAGAACUUGUGUAGGGAGGAUAGCUUCUACUCAAGUUAAGUUCAAUAGAUUUUUUUUCACUUUGAAAACAAUGCCAAAUUAUAUGCUUCUAAUUAAUCUGACUUUUCAACCGAGGAAAAUUUUUCAAUAAAAGAGUGAUUGGCAAAUUUUCGAUCCACAAUAACUUUUUUGAAACUUUCUUUCCAACGAACGUCUGAAGGCAGUUUUCGAAAUCAGUUCCUAAAACUAACUAUUAAUAUUAUUACUUUCCUUAAAUCUAUUAGCUUGCCUCGUGUAUCCGUGAAAAAAAAAUGCAUAUUUGCAUACUUUAAACUAAUUUAAGCUUUCAAACUUAAACCGCGUUUUCGAGUGAAAAAUACAAUCUAAUUUGGGAAGUGUUCGGAGCAAAUUUUUCAAAAUUCUUUUCAAGAUUUCUUCAUUGAGCCGUGUUCAACGGGCCUCAUGAACUUUAUUUUUCAAUAAAUUCGAUUUCCAAGAUAACGAUUUCAGUUCUGAAUAAUCGAUUUAUAGGUCAACCAAAGUGAUCUCGCUUCCGCUAUGCGGCGUCUCAUAACGUGGGUGUUUUUUUUUUGUUGAAAUACCUUUCGAAAUCCUACGUUCUCAAUUUUUUAUCACAAGUUUUAGUUUAUCAGAAAUAGUAAUUGCGGACAUCGUUAAUAUUUCUGCUCCAGAGUAGUGACAUCUUUGUUAUUGUUCUGCUUAAAGUUCAGAACCGAAAAGUUAGCUCUCGAAAACUGAACAUUUCUGAAAUUUAUAUGCAUGAAGUUUAUUCUUUUUUCUGAAUAUUUAAUUAAUAAUCGUUUUUUUCUUUUCAGCCGACCUUCGUAG
Molecule: messenger RNA, 7526 nt
Organism: Caenorhabditis auriculariae
Lineage: Eukaryota; Metazoa; Nematoda; Chromadorea; Rhabditida; Rhabditidae
Source: the annotation of a GenBank genome assembly